GUGGAUGUUGAAUAUGCAAGGGGGUGAAGAGAGAGAGAUUGAAAGAGAGAUUUGUCCAGGUUGGGUGAACAAGCCUGCUCCAGAGCAGGAUGGCUCUGAAAUUGAUUUGCCAGGGAUAGCAUCAAAGAGAUCCCAAGAGGAUGAAUACCAGGAUUCUACAUUUGAAGAAAAAUAUGUAUGUGAGAGCAUGAAGGAAAACCCUCCCAGAGAGGUUCCUGGACCAUGCCUUUUCCAAGAAGGUUUUGGGGGAAUAACUUUCAUCCACAAGGAAGCACCUCCAGAAAUGAUUAGACAAGAAUAUAAUUUUGAGAGAAGCCUGCUUUUGACCUCAAGUCUUGUUACACAUCUCAGGGUUUCUACAGAAGAGAGCCUACAUCAGUGGGAGACAAGUAGCAUACACACCAAUGAGAUUUCAGACCAAAGUAAAUGUCGGACCCACUCUACACAGAAAAAAUCUUGGAAAUGUAGUGAAUGUGGAGAAACCUUUAAUCAGAGCUCAUCCUUUACCCAGCAUCAGAGAACUCAUAUGAGACCCUACACAUGUGAGGAAUGUGGGAAAACUUUUAGUCGUAGUUCAUUCCUUGUUCGACAUCAAAGAAUUCAUACCGGAGUGAAACCAUAUGGAUGUGAGCAGUGUGGGAAAACAUUUCGAUGUCAAUCAUUUCUUACUCAGCAUCAGAGAAUCCACACUGGAGAGAAACCGUAUAAAUGUAAUGACUGUGGGAAUUCCUUCCGCAAUCAUUCACAUCUCACUGAACACCAGAGAAUUCACACUGGUAAGAAACCUUAUUUAUGCAACGAAUGUGGCUCUUCUUUUCGCAAACACUCAAAUCUUACACAACAUCAGAGAAUUCACACCGGGGAAAAACCCUAUAAAUGUGAUGAAUGGAGGACUUUCCAUACAAAGUCAAACCUCUCUCAGCAUCAGAGAAUUCAUACUGGAGAGAAACCCUAUAAAUGUAAGGAAUGUAGGAAAGCGUUUUGUCAGAGCCCAUCCCUUACUAAACACCAGAGAAUUCAUACUGGAGAAAAACCCUAUAAGUGUAAGGAAUGUGGCAAAACUUUUGCUCAGAGCACCCCACUCACUAAACAUCAGAGAAUUCAUACAGGGGAAAGACCCUACAAAUGCAGUGAAUGUGGUAAAGCUUUCAUUCAAAGCAUUUGUCUUAUUCGGCAUCAGAGAAGUCACACCGGAGAAAAACCCUAUAAAUGCAAUGAAUGUGGGAAGGGCUUUAACCAGAAUACCUGCCUCACUCAGCAUAUGAGAAUUCAUACUGGAGAGAAGCCCUAUAAAUGUCAAGAAUGUGGGAAAGCCUUUGCUCACAACACGUCUCUUAUUGAACAUCAUAGAACUCACACUGGUGAGAAGCUCUAUAAGUGUAGUGAGUGUGAGAAAACCUUCUGCAAGUAUGCACACCUUAGUGAACAUUACAGGAUUCACACUGGUGUGAAGGCUUAUGAGUGCAUUGAAUGUGGAAAAUUCUUCAGACAUAGUUCAGUCCUUUUCAGACAUCAGAAACUUCACAGUGGUGAAUAA
Molecule: messenger RNA, 1537 nt
Organism: Eubalaena glacialis (North Atlantic right whale)
Lineage: Eukaryota; Metazoa; Chordata; Mammalia; Artiodactyla; Balaenidae
Product: zinc finger protein 502-like
Biological process (GO): negative regulation of transcription by RNA polymerase II
Molecular function (GO): DNA-binding transcription repressor activity, RNA polymerase II-specific
Source: RefSeq, a predicted model, not a curated record